AUGACGGAAGCAAAUCCUCCCGUUCCCAAAUUCGCAUCUUUCCGGUCAAAACCUUCUAGCACUGUCGCAGUUAUUGACUCCGAAAAGGAGGAUAAACACAAAUUAGCGACAAGACAACAUACCCAGGAAGAAGAACGUCCAAGAAAUUAUCGUCGGCACCACAGAUCUAGAAGUAGAGAGAACCAUAGAUCUAGGAGCAAGGAGAAGUCACAUACACGUGACUCCCGCCACAGAUCACGGAGUCGAGAGAAGCACAGGAAUAGGGAGAGGGAAAACAAUGAAAGAUAUAGCACACGCCGUAGAUCUCGGAGUAGAGAUGGCCGUUCGUCUAAUAAUCAUCGGCCACUGAAUCGGGAACAAAUUCAAAGAAGCUCUACCGAAGUGUCCACCAAACAUGAACCAGAUGUCUCGGGGUCCGAAACUGCCUCUGACAUUUAUGUUGUUGACAGAAAAGGAGAUGUGAAGAACCUGAUAUAUGGAAGCAAUCACCGCUACAGUGUGCCACCAUUCCAUCGAAUUGGGGCCGGUCGCGUUCUUGGUGCACCUCGAGACACAAAAAUUGACAGAGAUCAUUCAGAUGAUAAGGGUAUUGUGCUUACAAAUUUGAGAGACUUCAGAUUCAACAAUCGAGAGAAAUACAUUUUUUCUAAGGUGGAGAGAGACAGACCUCGCCUUUUGAAAAUCCGUUCAGAAGUUUUGGCCGAGGAACCUUUCUUGCACGAUGACGAUUUCGUUCCACUGCAGAUUAGUAGAGGUAAAAAGCGAAAGAGAGUGGAUCUGGAACUUGGCUCGAAUUCCGAAUCUGAUCAUGAUGAUACUCAUUAUCGUUCAAUACAAGGGAAAGCUAAAACGUCUAAUCAACCCAGGAUAACGCUUUCCAAUAUGCUUCAGAUAGUGAUUCCUCAGGAGCUAUCCAGACGAAUAGAGCAUGCCCCAAAUGAUGUAGAUGCGUGGCUUGCAUUGAUUGAGCAUCAAGAUAUGCUUCUGAAAGGAGGGGAUGAAAGUCGUCGCAUCACUAAUGCAGAGAUCAGAAGUACGGCGGACAUCAAAAUCCACAUGUACGAAAAGGCUUUGGACAAGAUUCACUACCUACAGGACCGCGAGCGACUACUUCUUGGCCUGAUGGCGGAGGGUGCAAAGAUUUGGGAAAUAAAGGUUCAAGCUGAGCGAUGGGCACAGAUUGCAAGUGACAACAUCAAUAGUCUCGUCUUAUGGAAAAAGUACUUAAAUUUCAGACAAAGUAACUUUUCAACAUUUAGAUAUGAGGAUGUGCGUGAAGUAUUCCUCGGUAGGAUUCGUUCUUUGAAGAAUAGCAUCAGUGCCGCGCCAGAAUGGAGCUCUGUGGAAUUACUUUACGAGCAGCUCCUAUAUGUUGUGCUCAGGGCCACUCUUUUCAUCCGUGAAUCAGGCUUCACAGAACUCGCAGUGGCAAUCUGGCAAGGUAUCUUGGAGAUAAAUUUUCAAGGGCCGAUGUCUAUACGCACUGAGCAUGAGGCGCCAGGGCUAGUGGAAAACAGAACAAUUGAGCUAUUCGGUGAGUUUUGGGAGGCAGAAGUUCCACGAAUUGGGGAAUCAGGCUCUCUAGGCUGGAAAAGAUUUGCAGAAGCAGGAGAUGAUUCAACAGUUCCAGAUGUCCAGACCGAUGAACCAGAGAUGUCACUUAAUGGCCAAGACCUCUUUGAAAGCUGGGUCAUCGCAGAAUCUCUUCGUAGCAAAGCUUCUAGAGUACCUGCAAGAACCAUGGAUGAUACUGUGGAAGACGAUCCUUAUAGAGUCAUUCUGUUCACGGAUAUCGAGAAUUUUCUUUUGCUAUUGCCAAAAUCUGCCGAGUACCUACGAAGAUCUCUCUUGAAUGCGUUUUUGAUGUUUUGUCAUUUGCCUUCUAUGUCUACUCAAGAUCAUGAGUCAAGAAAAGUACACGAAAAAUCUACUGAGGAAUCGAUUGAGAGCGAAGAAACGAAAGCUUCGUCAGUCUUCGCAACUCCUACAACGACUCUUGCAAUGGCCCCAGAAUCUAUGUUUAGCAACGGCUGGUUCAGUAGCUUCAAGCCAUGGCGAGAAGUAUACGGUAAUGAGGAUGAUGGACCCAUUUCUUAUUCGUGGGUUCGCAACACUUUGAAACAACUCACACAGUCAUAUCCAAUAGAAGAUUUCGCAGAAUACUACUUAGCAUUUGAAUGGAUAAACGAGCCCGCAACCAUCAAGAAGGUCGCUAAAACUCUCAUCAAACAACAUUCCUCCAGUCUCAAGCUCUACAAUGCGUACGCUAUGAUCGAAUGGUCAAAAGGCAACCAGGAAAUGUCAAAUGGAAUCUACACUGCAGCUCUAGGGAUGAAUCAAUCUAUGCUCUCUUCGCCAGAUCUCAACGACAACAAAGAUUCAGUCCACCUCUGGAAGAGUCUGAUAUGGGCAAACAUCUCGAUCGGAUGUAGAGAAACUGCAUUGUCGCACCUCCUCUCCAUUCCUCACGGUAUUCCCAAACCAACCAUCCCCACCGAAAUAACUCCAACUGCCCUCCUCAAAACCCAACAAUAUCUCUCCUCCGCUCGCGACCAUUUCCUCACAACCCAAAAUCCUACACACGCAGUCCUGUACACCGAACUCCUUGCCCUCCUCAAGUACCUAACCACCACCUCCACAAGCGCGCCCCAGUCUCCUCAACAAGGAAACAUCACCUCCGCUCUCGAAAUUCUCACCGCCUUCUCCGUCCAGCUUUCUUCCCGCUUGACCUCACCACAAUUAGCCUACCCCCUAUCUCUCCUCCACCAAUCCACAGCCCGUCUACUACACCACCACGCAAAAUCUGGCCCCUAUCGUCCUCAAACCCUUCAUUCACAACUCACCACCUCGCUACGCUUAUUCCCAAACAAUACGAUUUUCUUUUCCCUCCUCACAUCUCCGGGACUCGGAAUUACGAAACUUAUGAGCCCGAUUACUCUGAGCACUUUGUUCUCUGAUCUUUUGCAUAGCUCGACUUCUUCAACUCAUAACAUCCUACCCCUCUACCUCAACAUUAUCCACCACUAUCUUCAGAACACUCAAUCUGCAUCACCAAAUCUCAAUACGAUAAAUUCAACAUUCGUUUCGGCAUUAAAUCUUAAAGGUUCAAAAUCAAACUUGGAUUCUGGACUUGCGAGUUCGAGUGCGCUUUGGAGAUUGUAUCUACUAUUCUGUGAUGUAUACCCUCAGUUUUUACCUUCCUCAUCCUCAUCUUCAUCCAUAUCAUCCUCAAAAGCUUUGAUACUUGGACCAGGGUCCGCCAGCAGGGAAAAUAGCAGAGAAGAAAUGAAUCGCAAAGCAAAUGGUAUAGUAGAGCUUUGGAAACAAGCGAUAGCGAGGACGCCGUGGUGUAAGGGGGUCUAUAUGGUUGGGUUUUGA
Molecule: messenger RNA, 3378 nt
Organism: Botrytis sinoallii
Lineage: Eukaryota; Fungi; Ascomycota; Leotiomycetes; Helotiales; Sclerotiniaceae
Exons: 3
Coding region: 1-3378 (1125 amino acids)
Biological process (GO): negative regulation of RNA catabolic process; regulatory ncRNA-mediated post-transcriptional gene silencing
Cellular component (GO): catalytic step 2 spliceosome
Source: RefSeq, a predicted model, not a curated record